AUGGCGGAGUUAAAUCCUCUAAUUUCCCUGAAAUCGUCCGACUCGGGCCUCCAAAUCCUACUUCAUCCUCUCGUCCUCCUCAAUAUCUCAGAUCACGUCACCCGACAUUUUGUAAGACAGGAAAAGGGACCAAUUGUCGGGGCGCUAAUAGGACAGCAGAAGGGCCGGACCAUUAGCCUUGAGCAUGUAUUUGAAUGCAAUGUUGUAACCGCCUCGAAUGGAGACAGUUUAGGGAUGUCCAUAAAGAUCCUCCGUUAG
Histoplasma mississippiense is the source of this 258-nucleotide messenger RNA. RefSeq lists its product with no specific name. Gene Ontology annotation, cellular component: COP9 signalosome. The coding region runs from base 1 to 258 and encodes 85 amino acids. Lineage: Eukaryota; Fungi; Ascomycota; Eurotiomycetes; Onygenales; Ajellomycetaceae. Gene Ontology annotation, molecular function: protein binding; metallopeptidase activity. The record is from RefSeq and is a predicted model, not a curated record. The transcript has 2 exons.